Molecule: messenger RNA, 750 nt
Organism: Penicillium coprophilum
Lineage: Eukaryota; Fungi; Ascomycota; Eurotiomycetes; Eurotiales; Aspergillaceae
Product: putative heme/steroid binding domain protein
Exons: 2
Coding region: 1-750 (249 amino acids)
Cellular component (GO): membrane; endomembrane system
Source: RefSeq, a predicted model, not a curated record
AUGUCAGAACUCCGGCAGCGAUCAACAGCUGCGUCAAAGCCCAGCAAUGGGUCCGACAAAGAGCCAAAUUCUAGACAGCACUCUAGCAAAGAUGAAAUCGACCCAGACCACGGCAUAAGCCUGCUGGACAUAAUCCGCGUGAUCGUGACCCUACUUAUCGCCUGCGGCGGUCUUUCCUAUUACAUGACCUCCUCCGAGUCCUUACUGUGGGGGUACAGGCCAUGGUAUACACGGUGGCCGGUGGUGAAGCAGUGGGUGCAAGGUUCUGUUACCCUGACACCAAGUCAACUAUCCCUCUACAACGGCACAGAUGCCAACCUGCCCCUCUACGUCGCAGUGAAUGGGACCAUCUUUGAUGUCUCAGCAAACCGUAUGAUCUACGGACCGGGCGGGAGCUACAACUUCUUUGCGGGGCGAGACGCAACACGCGCUUUUGUCACGGGUUGCUUUAAAGAGGAUCUUACGUCCGACAUGCGUGGUGUUGAGAUUAUGUUCCUACCAGUUGAGGAUGUCGAGGACGAGGCUGUGACGUCUGCGCAGCAGAAGAUCCGUCGUGAGAAAGAGUUACGGGCUGCUAGAGCGCGGGUUGAGGGGGCGGUGAAGAGGUGGACUGAAUUCUUUUCGAAUCACAAGAAGUAUUUUGAGGCGGGGAGAGUUGUCGAGGAUAAAGUUGAUGAAGAGCCGUGGCCGCUUUGUGAAAGUGCGCAGAAGCAGCGACCGAAGAGGAGUGCGAUGAUGGAAAAGUCGUAG